CUCCCUCCCCGGGGCCGGAGCCGCCGCCGCCGCCAUGGACGAUUCGGGCCUGAUUCGUCGCCGGAGGCUGCAGAAGGAUUUGCCCCUGCCCCGGAAAAGCAGCAGGUGAGCCCUGGGGAGAGAUGCACGGGGCAGGUCGCCCCCUGUCCAACCCUGGGGGGUGCGCCAGGCGCGCGCGGGCGGGGCCUGGCGCUCUGGUGCACGGCAGCGCCCCCUCCUGGCGGGCGAUAGCCGCAGGCCCUCCCCUCCCCCGUCCUCCCCUGCCGGCUGCGGCUCCAGCCUCCGCCCCGCGCGCUUGCUCCCCGCGCCGCCGCCGCUGCCGCACCUGCCACCAUGUCGCCGCCGCCGGGUCAUGUCUGACUCUCUCUGGACCGCGCUUUCCAAUUUCUCGAUGCCCUCCUUCCCUGGCGGCAGUAUGUUCCGCCGCACCAAGAGCUGCCGUACCAGUAACCGGAAAAGCCUCAUCCUGACCAGCACUUCGCCCACGCUGCCGAGACCUCACUCCCCACUGCCCGGACACCUGGGUAGCAGUCCUUUGGACAGCCCCCGAAACUUCUCCCCCAACACCCCCGCCCAUUUCUCCUUUGCCUCCUCCAGAAGGGCGGAUGGACGCCGUUGGUCUCUGGCCUCGCUCCCUUCAUCUGGCUAUGGCACCAACACACCCAGUUCCACUGUCUCGUCUUCCUGCUCCUCCCAGGAGCGCCUGCACCAGCUGCCCUACCAGCCCACCGUGGACGAGCUCCACUUCCUCUCCAAACACUUCGGCAGUACCGAGAGCAUCACGGAUGAGGAUGGUGGUCGCCGCUCCCCUGCGGUGCGGCCUCGCUCGCGGAGCCUCAGCCCCGGGCGCUCCCCCUCCUCCUAUGACAACGAGAUCGUGAUGAUGAACCAUGUCUACAAGGAGAGGUUCCCUAAGGCCACUGCGCAGAUGGAAGAGAAGCUGCGCGACUUCACCCGCUCCUACGAACCUGAUAGCGUGCUGCCGCUGGCCGACGGCGUGCUUAGCUUCAUCCACCACCAAAUCAUCGAGCUGGCCCGGGACUGCCUGACCAAGUCCCGCGACGGCCUCAUCACCACCGUCUACUUCUACGAAUUGCAGGAAAACCUGGAGAAGCUGCUGCAGGACGCCUAUGAACGCUCUGAGAGCUUGGAAGUGGCCUUUGUCACUCAACUGGUGAAGAAGCUGCUCAUUAUCAUCUCUCGCCCAGCGAGACUGCUGGAGUGUCUGGAAUUCAAUCCUGAGGAGUUCUACCACUUGCUGGAGGCAGCCGAGGGCCAUGCCAAGGAGGGCCACCUUGUCAAGACGGACAUCCCUCGCUACAUCAUCCGCCAGCUAGGUCUCACCCGUGACCCCUUUCCAGAUGUGGUGCACCUGGAGGAACAGCAGGAUAGUGGUGGCUCUAACACACCUGAGCAGGACGACCUCUCUGAGGGCCGCAGCACCAAGGCUAAGAAACCACCUGGAGAGAAUGAUUUUGAGACCAUCAAGCUCAUAAGCAAUGGUGCCUACGGUGCUGUCUACCUGGUGCGGCACCGAGACACGAGGCAGCGCUUCGCAAUGAAGAAGAUCAACAAGCAGAACCUGAUCUUGCGCAAUCAGAUCCAGCAAGCCUUCGUGGAGCGCGACAUCCUCACCUUUGCUGAGAACCCCUUUGUGGUCGGCAUGUUCUGCUCCUUUGAGACCCGGCGCCACCUCUGCAUGGUCAUGGAGUAUGUGGAAGGGGGGGACUGUGCCACUCUGCUGAAGAACAUUGGGGCACUGCCCGUGGAAAUGGCACGCAUGUACUUCGCUGAGACCGUGCUGGCACUCGAGUACUUGCACAACUACGGCAUCGUGCACCGCGACCUCAAGCCUGACAACCUCCUUAUCACCUCCAUGGGGCACAUCAAGCUCACGGAUUUUGGCCUCUCCAAGAUGGGGCUUAUGAGCCUCACCACCAACCUAUAUGAAGGCCACAUCGAGAAGGACGCCCGGGAGUUCCUGGACAAACAGGUAUGUGGGACCCCGGAGUACAUCGCACCCGAGGUCAUCCUGCGCCAGGGCUAUGGCAAGCCGGUGGACUGGUGGGCCAUGGGCAUCAUUCUCUACGAGUUCCUGGUGGGCUGCGUGCCCUUCUUUGGAGACACGCCUGAAGAGCUCUUUGGACAGGUUAUCAGUGAUGACAUCCUGUGGCCAGAGGGGGACGAGGCCCUGCCCACGGAUGCCCAGCUCCUGAUAUCCAGCCUCCUGCAGACCAACCCCUUGGUCCGGCUGGGGGCAGGCGGUGCCUUUGAGGUGAAGCAGCACAGUUUCUUUCGAGACCUGGAUUGGACAGGGCUGCUGAGGCAGAAGGCCGAGUUCAUCCCCCACCUGGAGUCUGAGGAUGACACCAGCUACUUCGACACCCGCUCAGACAGGUAUCACCACGUGAACUCCUAUGAUGAGGACGACACCACGGAGGAGGAGCCUGUGGAGAUCCGCCAGUUCUCUUCCUGCUCCCCUCGCUUCAGCAAGGUGUACAGCAGUAUGGAGCAGCUGUCGCAGCAUGAGCCCAAGACCCCUGUGGCGGCAGCAGGGGCCAGCAAGCGGGAGCCGAGCGCCAAGGGCCCAGAGGAGAAGGUUGCUGGCAAGCGGGAAGGUCUAGGUGGCCUGACCCUUCGCGAGAAGACCUGGAGAGGGGGCUCCCCUGAGAUCAAGCGCUUCUCAGCGUCCGAGGCCAGCUUCCUGGAGGGGGAGGCCAGUCCCCCGUUGGGCACACGCCGUCGUUUCUCGGCGCUGCUGGAGCCCAGUCGCUUCAGCGCCCCCCAAGAAGAUGAGGAUGAGGCCCGGCUGCGCAGGCCUCCCCGGCCCAGCUCUGAUCCCCCGGGCUCGCUGGAUGUGCGAGCCCUCAAAGAGGCAGCUCAAGGGGAAGGCACCCCCAGUGCCGGCGACUCGGAGGCCACUGACCGCCUACACCCAGGUGACCUCUGCCCACCCUUGAAGGAUGGGGACACAUCAGGCCCAAGAGCCACCAAUGACCUGGUUCUGCGCCGGGCGCGGCACCAGCAGUUGUCAGGGGACCCCGCGGUAGAGAAGCGGCCUUCUCGAACGGGGGGCAAAGUCAUCAAGUCAGCCUCGGCCACUGCCUUGUCUGUCAUGAUCCCUGCAGUGGACGCUCACGGAAGCUCACCCCUGGCCAGCCCCAUGUCCCCACGAUCACUCUCCUCCAACCCAUCCUCACGGGACUCCUCACCUAGCCGAGACUACUCACCGGCUGUCAGUGGGCUUCGCUCCCCCAUCACCAUCCAACGUUCGGGCAAGAAGUAUGGCUUCACACUGCGUGCCAUCCGUGUCUACAUGGGCGACUCAGAUGUCUACAGUGUACACCACAUUGUCUGGCACGUGGAGGAGGGGGGCCCAGCCCAGGAGGCAGGGCUCUGCGCCGGGGACCUCAUCACCCACGUGAACGGGGAGCCUGUGCAUGGCAUGGUGCAUCCCGAAGUCGUGGAGCUGAUCCUUAAGAGUGGCAACAAGGUGGCCGUGACCACAACCCCCUUCGAAAAUACCUCCAUCCGCAUUGGCCCUGCGCGGCGUAGCAGCUACAAGGCCAAAAUGGCUCGGAGGAACAAGCGGCCCUCUGCCAAGGAGGGGCAGGAGAGCAAAAAGCGCAGCUCCCUCUUCCGCAAGAUCACGAAACAGUCGAACCUGCUGCACACUAGCCGCUCGCUGUCGUCGUUGAACCGCUCGCUGUCGUCCAGCGACAGUCUCCCGGGCUCGCCCACGCACGGGCUGCCGGCGCGCUCUCCCACCCACAGCUACCGCUCCACGCCUGAUUCCGCCUACCUAGGAGCCUCGUCCCAGAGCAGCUCGCCGGCCUCUAGCACGCCCAACUCGCCGGCAUCGUCGGCCUCGCACCACAUCCGGCCCAGCACGCUGCACGGUCUGUCGCCAAAGCUGCACCGCCAGUACCGCUCUGCGCGCUGCAAGUCUGCCGGCAACAUCCCACUGUCGCCGCUGGCGCACACGCCGUCCCCCACGCAGGCCUCACCGCCGCCCCUGCCCGGCCACACAGUGGGCAGCUCGCAUACGACCCAGAGCUUCCCAGCCAAAUUGCACUCGUCCCCACCGGUGGUGCGGCCGCGUCCCAAGAGUGCCGAGCCUCCGCGCUCGCCACUCCUCAAACGCGUGCAGUCGGCCGAGAAGCUGGGAGCCUCGCUGGGCGCCGACAAGAAGGGCGCACUGCGCAAACACAGCCUCGAGGUGGGCCACCCGGAUUUCCGCAAGGACUUCCAUGGCGAGCUGGCACUGCACAGCCUCGCGGAGUCGGACGGCGAGACGCCCCCUGUUGAGGGUCCCGGAGCGUCCCGACAGGUCGCAGUCCGCCGCCUGGGCCGCCAGGAGUCGCCCCUGAGCCUGGGCGCGGACCCGCUGCUGCCCGAGGGCGCCCCCAGGCCGCCGGCACUGAUUAAGGAGAAGGAGUCCCCAGGCGGCGCUGAGGCCUGCACCCCGCCCCGUGUGACGACCCCCGGGGGUCGGACCCUAGAGCGGGACUCCAGCAGCAGGCAACACCAGAGUGUGCAGACAGAGGAUGGCAUGGGUGGGGGGGCCAGGGCCGUGGCCAAGGCCGCGCUGAGCCCAGUGCAGGAACAUGAGACGGGCCGGCGCAGCAGCUCUGGUGAAGCAGGCACACCUCCGGUGCCCAUUGUCGUAGAGCCAGUGCGGCCUGGGGCCAAAGCAGAGGUGUCCCAGCCCCCUGGUGUGGACUCCAAGGGGUUGCAGGAAUCUGCACCCCUGUCGCCUCCUGCACCCGAGGCCCCCCGGGGCCGGGAGCGCUGGGUGCUGGAAGUGGUGGAGGAGCGGACCACUCUGAGCGGGCCUCGUUCCAAACCUGUCUCUCCCAAGCUCUCCCCAGACCCCCAGACUCCCUCCCCAGCCCCAACAAAGAAUGUGCCCAGCAGUGCGGGGCUCCCAGCCCCACCUGCUUCCCUUCUGGUCCCAACCACCAAGCCUGAGGUGGGGCUGACCUCAAGGUGCCCUGCUGAAGCUGUGCCCCCAGCAGGCCUGACCAAAAAAGGGGCGCCCUGCCCCAUGCCCCCAGGCCCAUAGCAGAGGGAGCCGCUGGCCCUGCGCUGUACAGCCACCUGUAUACAUAUGUACACAUAUAAAUAAAGUGCUUCUGUGCUGCGUGA
Sus scrofa (pig) is the source of this 5148-nucleotide messenger RNA. It is a transcript of the gene MAST1, whose product is annotated as microtubule associated serine/threonine kinase 1. Gene Ontology annotation, molecular function: magnesium ion binding; protein serine/threonine kinase activity; ATP binding. The record is from RefSeq and is a predicted model, not a curated record. Gene Ontology annotation, biological process: peptidyl-serine phosphorylation; cytoskeleton organization; intracellular signal transduction. Lineage: Eukaryota; Metazoa; Chordata; Mammalia; Artiodactyla; Suidae.